Aspergillus fumigatus Af293 is the source of this 1653-nucleotide messenger RNA. RefSeq names its product imidazoleglycerol-phosphate synthase. Gene Ontology annotation, molecular function: imidazoleglycerol-phosphate synthase activity; oxo-acid-lyase activity. Gene Ontology annotation, biological process: L-histidine biosynthetic process. The record is from RefSeq and is a predicted model, not a curated record. Lineage: Eukaryota; Fungi; Ascomycota; Eurotiomycetes; Eurotiales; Aspergillaceae.
AUGCCGACUGUUCACCUGCUUGAUUACGUCGCAGGAAAUGUUCGAUCGUUGGUGAAUGCGAUCAACAAAGUUGGGUUCGAUGUUGAAUGGAUCAAGUCUCCGGCCGAUAUCCAAAAUGCUGACAAACUCAUGGUGCCCGGUGUUGGCCAUUUCGGCCAUUGUCUCUCUCAGCUUUCCGAAGGUGGUUUCCUGGAACCGAUCAGACAGCAUAUAGAGCUGGGAAAGCCCUUCAUGGGCAUAUGUGUUGGUCUGCAGGCGCUUUUUGAGGGCUCUGAAGAAGACCCUGACACCCCCGGAUUGGGACUGAUCCCACAACGAAUGCAGAAAUUCAACGCUGACACGAAGAGCGUGCCUCACAUAGGCUGGAACUCUGCUAUGAAUACAACCUCGGAGCGUCAAACUUUCUAUGGGUUGAACCCGAACAGCAAGUAUUACUACGUUCAUUCCUUCGCGGCUCUCUACAAGGCAGGCGUAUUAGAGAACGACGGCUGGUCAGUUGCUACAGCCACCUACGGUGAAGAAGAAUUUAUUGGCGCCAUCGCUCGGGAAAAUAUCUUUGCAACUCAAUUUCAUCCGGAGAAAAGCGGACAAGCGGGACUACGGACUCUCCGUGCGUUCUUGAAUGGUGACAAAUUCCAGCCAUUGGGAACGGAAGGUUUGGAGGCAAGAAAGAGGGAAGACGGGUUGACUCGCAGGAUCAUCGCCUGUCUUGAUGUCCGGACGAAUGAUGCUGGUGAUCUGGUCGUCACGAAAGGUGAUCAAUACGAUGUGCGAGAGAAGGCCGGCGUGGGCGCAGGAGGUCAGGUAAGAAAUCUGGGAAAGCCAGUUGACAUGGCAAAGAGGUAUUACGAACAAGGUGCGGACGAGGUCACCUUCCUCAAUAUCACGUCUUUUCGGAAUUGUCCGCUCGUUGAUACCCCAAUGCUGGAAGUAUUGAGAAGAACAUCGGAGACCGUCUUUGUUCCUCUGACAAUCGGAGGCGGUAUCAAGGACACUAUCGAUCCUGACGGGACUCACAUCUCUGCUCUGGACGUUGCCACAAUGUAUUUCAAGUCUGGAGCCGAUAAAGUCAGCAUUGGAUCGGAUGCAGUCAUUGCGGCUGAGGAGUACUAUCGUCGCGGCGAAAAACUCACGGGAAAAACUGCCAUCGAGACAAUUUCGAAGGCUUAUGGAAACCAAGCCGUGGUUGUGAGUGUUGAUCCCAAGCGAGUUUAUGUCACAAGCCCGGAUGACACUGAGCACCAUACGAUCAAAACGAAGUACCCGAACGCCAGCGGCCAGAGUUAUUGCUGGUAUCAGUGUACAAUUAAGGGUGGCAGAGAGAGUCGUGAUAUUGACGUCCGACAGCUGGUGAAGGCUGUUGAAGCCAUGGGUGCUGGCGAAAUUCUACUGAACUGUAUCGACAAGGAUGGAAGUAACAGUGGAUUUGACCUGGAGUUAAUCAACGAUGUCAAGGCUGCUAGCAAGAUCCCUGUCAUUGCUUCAAGCGGUGCUGGUGUCCCAAAGCAUUUUGAAGAUGUCUUCCGAUAUACAACAACCGAUGCGGCAUUAGGUGCUGGAAUGUUCCACCGUGGUGAGUUUACUGUCGGUCAAGUCAAGGAACACCUUCGGAACGAGGGAUUUCUAGUCCGCAACUUCGAAAGCGACGAGUGA